AUGGCAGAAGGGGGAGAGGGAGAGGAGGAGAUUCAGUUCCUGCGAACGGAUGACCAGGUGGUUCUGCAGUGCACCGCCUCCGUCCUGAAGGAGCAGAUCAAGCUGUGUCUGUCCUGCGAGGGCUUCGGGAACCGUCUCUGCUUCCUGGAAACCACAUCCAACGCCCAGAAUGUGCCCCCAGACCUGGCCAUAUGUGCCUUCAUCCUGGAGCAGUCUCUGUCGGUCCGUGCUCUGCAAGAGAUGCUGGCCAACACGGUGGAUUUGACUGAGGCAGUCGAUUUGGACAAAUGGUCAUCCCAAGGCGGAGGCCAUCGCACCCUCCUGUACGGCCACGCCAUCCUGCUGAGGCACAACCACUCGGGCAUGUACCUCAGCUGUUUGACCACGUCUCGGUCGCUCACAGACAAGCUGGCCUUUGACGUCGGGUUGCAAGAGGAUUCUACAGGUGAGGCAUGUUGGUGGACCAUCCAUCCAGCAUCCAAGCAGAGGUCAGAAGGUGAAAAGGUCAGGGUGGGAGAUGACCUCAUCCUGGUCAGCGUGUCAUCUGAGAGAUACCUGCACUUGUCGUACGCCAGUGGAGAUCUGAUGGUGGACGCCUCCUUCAUGCAGACUCUAUGGAACAUGAAUCCCGUUUGCUCUGGGUGUGAACUGGCUGAGGGGUAUCUGACAGGAGGUCACGUUCUCAGGUUGUUCCAUGGCCACAUGGACGAGUGUCUGGCCAUCGCUACUCCAGAAGAGGGCGAGGAAAAGCGCAGGAUGGCUCAUUAUGAAGGCGGUGCUGUGUGCAGUCAGGCCCGAUCACUGUGGAGGCUGGAGCCUCUGAGAAUCAGUUGGAGUGGUAGCCACAUGAAGUGGGGUCAGUCAUUCCGGGUUCGCCACAUCACCACAGGCCGGUACCUGUGUCUGGAUGAGGAGAGAGGCCUGUUGGUGGUCGACCCAGAGAAGGCCAACACCAAGCAGUCUGCCUUCUGCUUCCGUGUGUCAAAGGAGAAGGUGGAGGUGGCUCAAAAGCGUGACGUUGAGGGUAUGGGCAUACCAGAGAUAAAGUACGGAGAGUCCAUGUGCUUCGUCCAGCAUGUGUCUACAGGCCUGUGGCUCACCUAUGCUGCCCUGGAUGCCAAAGCUGCUCGCCUUGGCACGAUGAAGAGGAAGGCCAUUCUACACCAGGAGGGCCACAUGGACGAUGCCCUGACGGUGUCCCGCUCCCAGACUGAGGAGUCUCAGGCUGCCCGCAUGAUCUACAGCAGCACAGGCCUCUUCAGGCAGUUCAUCAAGGGUUUGGAUUCUCUGAGUGCGAAGAACAAAGCCCCUGGGACUUUGUCUUUGCCUCUGGAGGGGGUGAUCCUCUCUCUGCAGGACCUCAUUUUCUACUUCCGUCCUCCUGAGGAGGAACUGGAGCACGAGGAGAAGCAGACCAAGCUACGCUCCCUCCGCAACAGGCAGAACCUCUUUCAAGAGGAGGGCAUGAUCACCAUUGUUCUGGAGUGUAUUGACCGGCUGAACGUGUACAACACUGCCGCUCACUUCUCCGAGUUUGCUGGAGAGGAGGCUGCAGAGUCCUGGAAGGAGAUUGUCAACUUGCUUUAUGAGCUGCUGGCCUCUCUAAUCAGAGGGAACCGCUCUAAUUGUGCGUUAUUCUGUGACAACCUGGACUGGCUGGUCAGCAAGCUGGACCGUCUGGAGGCCUCCUCGGGUAUUCUGGAGGUGCUGUACUGUGUGCUAAUUGAAAGCCCUGAGGUUCUGAACAUCAUCCAGGAGAACCACAUCAAAUCCAUCAUCUCUCUUCUGGACAAACAUGGACGGAACCACAAGGUCUUGGACGUCUUGCGCUCUCUUUGUGUGUGUAACGGUGUGGCUGUUAGGUCCAAUCAGAACCUCAUCACUGAAAACCUGCUGCCAGGUCGAGACCUCCUGCUUCAGACCAACAUUGUAAACUACGUGACCAGUGUGAGGCCCAACAUCUUUCUGGGCACAUGUGAGGGGUCCACACAGUAUAAGAAGUGGUACUUUGAGGUGAUGGUAGACUAUGUGGAGCCCUUUGUGACGGCACAGGCCACUCACCUGCGUGUGGGCUGGGCUCUGACCGAGGGCUACAGCCCCUAUCCUGGAGGAGGAGAGGGCUGGGGAGGCAACGGCGUGGGAGACGACCUCUACUCCUAUGGCUUCGAUGGCCUGCAUCUGUGGUCAGGAACUGUCGCUCGCCAGGUGGCUUCACCGAGUCAGCACACCUUGGCUGCUGAUGAUGUUGUCAGCUGCUGUCUGGAUCUCAGUGUGCCCAGCAUCUCCUUCCGAAUCAACGGCCACCCAGUCCAGGGCAUGUUUGAAAACUUCAAUGUGGAUGGCCUCUUCUUCCCUGUCAUCAGCUUCUCCGCUGGAGUCAAGGCUCGCUUCCUUCUGGGUGGUCGUCAUGGAGAUUUCAAGUUCAUGCCCCCGCCUGGUUAUGCCCCAUGCUAUGAGGCUUUGCUGCCCAAAGACAGGAUGCGCAUUGAACCAAUCAAGGAGUACAAGCACGACUUUAACGGCGUCCGCAACUUGCUGGGUCCCACCCUGUCCCUGACCCACACGUCCUUCACGCCAUGCCCUGUGGACACCGUUCAGAUUGUAUUGCCACCCCACUUGGAGCGUAUCCGUGAGAAGCUGGCGGAGAAUAUCCAUGAGCUGUGGGCAGUCACUCGCAUCGAGCAGGGCUGGACCUAUGGGACUUUCAGGGAUGACAACAAGAAGCUCCAUCCCUGUUUGGUGGAUUUCCAGAGUCUCCCUGAGCCAGAGAGGAACUACAACCUGCAGAUGUCUGGAGAAACCCUCAAGACUCUCCUGGCUCUGGGUUGCCAUGUUGGCAUGGGUGACGAGAAAGCAGAGGAGAACCUCAAGAAGAUCAAGCUACCAAAGACCUAUGUGAUGACUAGUGGAUACAAGCCUGCCCCCCUGGACCUGAGCCAUGUCAAGCUGACACCCAACCAGAACCAGCUGGUAGAGAAGCUGGCAGAAAAUGGGCAUAACGUGUGGGCAAGGGACCGGGUCCGGCAAGGUUGGACCUACAGUAUUGUGCAGGACAUCUUGAAUAAGCGUAACCCUCGUCUGGUACCGUACAACCUGCUGGAUGAGAGAACCAAGAAGACCAACCGAGACAGUGUUAACAACGCUGUCCGCACCCUCAUUGGCUAUGGCUACAACAUUGAGCCACCAGAUCAGGAAAGCACUGGCCAUGGCCUUGAGAACACUCGUGGGGACAAGGUGCGAAUCUUCAGGGCAGAGAGGUCGUACGCCGUCACCCAGGGAAAGUGGUACUUUGAAUUUGAGGCAGUGACCACGGGUGAGAUGAGAGUGGGCUGGGCCCGUCCUAAUGUCCGCGCCGACACCGAGCUGGGAGCAGAUGAACUUGCCUACGUCUUCAACGGCAAUAAGGCCCAGCGUUGGCACAUUGGCAAUGAGCCGUUUGGUCGUCAGUGGCAGUCUGGUGAUGUGGUCGGCUGUAUGAUCGACCUGACUGAGAUGAACAUCAUGUUCACCCUUAAUGGAGAGAUGCUGAUCAGUGACUCAGGGUCCGAGAUGGCUUUCAAGGACAUUGAAGUCGGGGAUGGUUUCAUCCCAGUGUGCACUCUGGGCCUGUCUCAGGUAGGAAGGAUCAAUCUUGGUCAGAAUGUCAGCAGCCUGCGCUACUUCGCCAUCUGUGGCCUGCAGGAAGGCUUUGAACCCUUCGCCAUCAACAUGAAACGAGACAUCACCAUGUGGUUCAGUAAAAGCCUGCCCCAGUUUGUGCCUGUACCCACUGAUCACAACCACAUCGAGGUGUCCCGUGUGGAUGGGACGGUGGACAGUGCCCCAUGCCUGAAGCUGACCCACAAGACCUUCGGCUCCCAGAACGCCAACACUGAUAUGCUGUUCUUCAGACUCAGCAUGCCUGUGCAGUUCUACGAGACCUUCAAGGUCACGGCAGGCACCACCCCGCUCACCCGAGCCCUUACCAUCCCGGAGGAGGAGGUGGUAGUGGUGGAGCCUGACUCAGAGUUUGAAGUGCUGAAGAAGUCUGCCAGCCGUAAGGAGCAGGAGGAGGAGAAGAAGGAGCCAUCUGUUCCUAAAGAAGUCUCGGUAGAGAACGAGAAGGACACUAUGUCGGAGAAGGGCAAGAAGAAAGGAUUCUUCUCCAAGGCGAAGAAGGCCGCUAUGACGCCUCUUGCCCCUCCUCCCGCCCCUCCCACCGUGCCUCGUUUGGUGGAGGAUGUGGUCCCCGAUGACAGAGACGACCCUGAGAUCAUCCUCAGCACCACCACUUAUUACUAUUCUGUGAGGAUCUUUGCUGGGCAAGAGCCUUCUGGUGUUUGGAUUGGCUGGGUCACGCCUGACUACCACCAGUAUGAUCCGACCUUUGACCUGAGCAAAGUGCGCAAUGUCACCGUAACUGUAGGUGAUGACAAAGGCAACAUAUUCAACAGUAUGAAGCACAGUAACUGUUACAUGGUGUGGGGAGGAGAUCUGGUCAGCAACCAGCAGACCCGCUUCAGCCAGGAGGACAUGGUGGUUGGCUGCCUGGUUGACCUGGCAACGGGUCUUAUGACCUUUACAGCCAACGGGAAGGAGAUCAAUACGUUUUACCAGGUGGAGCCCAACACCAAGCUGUUCCCCGCCGUCUUCAUUCAGCCCUACAGUCAGAACAUGAUGCAGCUGGAGCUGGGAAAACUAAAGAACAUCAUGCCCAUCUCUGCAGCUAUGUUCCGCAGCGAGCGAAAAAACCCGCUGCCCCAGUGUCCUCCCAGGCUGGACGUCCAGAUGCUGACUCCAGUCAUCUGGAGUCGGAUGCCGAAUCACUUCCUCAACCCGGAGGUGGGAAGGGUGAGCGAGAGGUUGGGCUGGAUGGUGGAGUGCACAGAACCUCUCAUCAUGAUGGCCCUGCACAUUCCAGAGGAGAACAGGUGUAUCGACAUCCUGGAGCUGUCGGAGCGUCAGGAUCUGAUGAAGUUCCACUAUCACACCCUCAUGCUCUACUGCGCUGUUUGUGCACUGGGAAACAAUCGUGUGGCUCAUGCCCUGUGCAGCCACGUGGAUGAGUCCCAGCUCUUCUACUCCACUGAAAACACCUACCUGCCUGGACCGCUCCGCAGCGGCUACUACGAUCUGCUCAUCAGCAUUCACCUGGAGUCUGCCAAGCGGGCACGCCUGGGCACCAACAGGGAGUUCAUCGUGCCCAUGACUGAAGAGACUCUCAGCAUCAAACUGUAUCCCGAUGCGGAGAAGGCCCACUCUCUUCCUGGUGUGGGCCUCACCACCUGCUUACGGCCCAAACUGCAUUUCUCCUCGAUAAACUUUGUUGGCACAGACCCUGACCUGUACACCCUCAGUCCUAUCUUCCCUCUGCAGGAGCUGAAGACCAGGGCAAUCAGCAUGUUGACUGAGGCUGUGCUGGACGGCAGUCAGGCCAUGCGGGACCCAGUUGGAGGCAGUGUGGAGUUCCACUUCGUCCCCAUCCUGAAGCUCAUCAACACUCUGCUCAUUAUGGGCAUCUUCAAUGAUGAGGACACCAUGCACAUCCUCAAGAUGAUCGACCCAAACGUCUUUGGUGGAAAGAAGGAAGAGGAAGAGGAGGGAGAGAAAACAGGGGAAGAGGAAGCUGGCAAAGAGGAAAGUGAAGAGGUGAAGGAGAAAGAAGACAAGGCAAAGGAUGAGGAGACUGAGGCUGAACUUGAUGAUGAAGGAGUAGGUGAAGAGGAGGAGGAGGAGCUGAAAGAGCUGGAGAAAGCAGAAGGCGAGGAGGAGGAAGGUGCUGAACCUAAGGAAGAAGGAGAGGCAGAGGAGGAAGAGAGAGAGGAGGGUGAGGCCAAAGGAGAAAAGGUGGAUGGAGAAAAGGUGGAAGAGGAGAAGGAGGCAGAGGCUGUUGAGCAAGAACUGAAAGAGGAAGAGGAGGGUCUGGAAGAAGGAUUACUCCAGAUGAAGCUACCAGAGUCUGUCAAACUGCAGAUGUGCACCCUGCUGCAGUACUUCUGCGACUGUGAACUACGACACAGAGUGGAGGCCAUUGUGGCCUUUUCGGACCAGUUUGUCCACAACAUACAGAGCAACCAGCGCAUGCGCUACAACCUGCUGAUGAGAGCCUUCACCAUGAGCGCUGCUGAGACGGCACGCAGGACUCGCGAGUUCCGCUCACCACCGCAAGACCAGGUUAUUUUGCUGACCAACUUCAAGCACUGGCCGGAGGAGGAGGACUGCCCGGUGCCCGAGGAAAUUCGUGAUGCUCUGCAAGAGUUCCACAAAGACCUUCUACUUCACUGUGGAAUUCAUAUUGAAGAGGAGGCAGAGGAAGAGGAGGUGGACACCUCGCUCAGCGGCAGGCUCCUCAGUCUGCUGGAGAAAGUCAAGAACCUCCGCAGGACGAGCAAGAAGGAGGAACCAGAGUCCGAGGAGGAAGUGAAACCCAGUACCCUUCAGGAGCUCAUCUCCCACACCAUGAUCCACUGGGCCCAGGAGUCGUUCAUCCAGAACCCUGAGUUGGUGCGUCUGAUGUUCAGCUUGCUGCACAGACAGUACGACGGGCUUGGGGAGCUGAUCCGAGCCCUGCCCAAGGCCUACGCUAUCAACGCCGUGUCGGUCCAGGACACCAUGGACCUGCUUGAGUGCCUGGGACAGAUCCGCUCCCUGCUCAUCGUCCAGAUGGGCCCAGAGGAAGAGCGGCUUAUGAUCCAGAGCAUCGGGAACAUCAUGAACAACAAGGUGUUCUACCAACAUCCCAAUCUGAUGAGAGCCCUUGGCAUGCAUGAGACUGUCAUGGAGGUGAUGGUCAAUGUGUUGGGCGGAGGAGGAGACUCAAAGGAGAUUCGUUUCCCCCAAAUGGUGACCAACUGCUGCCGUUUCCUGUGUUACUUCUGCCGUAUCAGCCGUCAGAACCAGCGCUCCAUGUUUGACCAUCUGAGCUACCUGCUGCAGAACAGUGGCAUUGGCUUGGGCAUGCGCGGUUCAACCCCUCUGGAUGUUGCUGCUGCCUCCUGCAUCGACAACAAUGAGCUGGCCUUGGCUCUGCAAGAGCAAGACCUGGAGAUGGUGGUAACAUACCUGGCAGGCUGUGGACUGCAGAUGUGCCCCAUGCUUCUGUCUAAGGGCUACCCAGACAUUGGCUGGAACCCCUGUGGAGGAGAGAGAUACUUGGAUUUCCUCCGCUUUGCUGUCUUCGUCAAUGGAGAGAGUGUGGAAGAGAAUGCCAAUGUCGUGGUCCGUCUGCUAAUCCGUCGUCCUGAGUGUUUUGGUCCGGCCUUGAGAGGAGAGGGAGGCAACGGCCUUCUGGCUGCCAUCGAGGAGGCGAUCAAGAUCUCAGAGGAUCCCGCCAGAGAUGGACCCACUGUCAAAAAAGACAGACGGUUCAUGUUUGGCGGUGAGGAACAGCAGGAGGAGAACCGUGUCCAUCUGGGAAAUGCCAUCAUGUCCUUCUACUCAGCCCUCAUUGAUCUGCUGGGCCGCUGCGCCCCUGAGAUGCAUCUGAUUCAAGCAGGAAAAGGUGAAGCCCUAAGGAUCAGGGCCAUCCUGAGGUCUCUGGUGCCCAUCGAGGACCUGGUGGGAGUCAUCAGCCUGCCUGUGCAGAUCCCUGCUUAUGGCAAAGAUGGUCACAUUGUUGAGCCCAAGAUGUCUGCCAGUUUUGUGCCAGACCACAAGGCCUCCAUGGUGCUGUUCCUUGACAGAGUGUAUGGCAUUGAUAACCAGGACUUCUUGCUCCACGUGCUGGAGGUUGGCUUCCUGCCUGACAUGAGGGCUUCAGCCUCCCUGGACACGGUGGCAUUCAGUACCACUGAAAUGGCCUUGGCGCUGAACCGCUACUUGUGUUCUGCUGUCCUGCCUCUGCUCACUAAAUGUGCCCCAUUGUUUGCUGGCACGGACCACCGCGCCAUCAUGAUCGACUCCAUGCUUCACACCAUCUACCGUCUGUCCCGAGGCCGCGCCCUCACCAAGGCUCAGAGGGACGUCAUCGAGGAGUGCCUCAUGUCCCUCUGCAAAUACCUUCGUCCCUCCAUGUUGCAGCAUCUACUUAGGAGGCUAGUGUUUGAUGUGCCCAUCCUCAAUGAAUAUGCCAAGAUGCCUCUUAAGUUAUUGACCAAUCACUACGAGCGCUGCUGGAAGUACUACUGCUUGCCUAAUGGCUGGGCAAACUUUGGGGUGACCUCAGAGGAGGAGCUGCAUCUUUCACGUAAACUCUUCUGGGGAAUCUUUGAAUCUCUGGCACACAAGAAAUUUGAUGCAGAGCUCUUCAAGAUCGCCAUGCCCUGCAUCUGUGCUAUAGCAGGAGCCAUCCCUCCUGACUAUGUGGAUGCCAGCUAUUCUUCCCACACUGAGAAGAAGGCCUCUGUAGAUGCUGAGGGCAACUUUGAUCCCAAACCAGUGGAGACCACAAACACUAUCAUCCCAGAGAGAUUGGAUCCCUUCAUCAACAAGUAUGCAGAGCAUACUCAUGACAAAUGGGCCUUUGAAAAGAUUCAGAACAACUGGACCUAUGGAGAGGUGUUAGAUGAGAACGCCAAGACCCACCCAAUGCUUCGGCCGUACAAAACCUUCUCUGAAAAGGACAAGGAGAUCUAUCGAUGGCCCAUCAAAGAAUCUAUUAAAGCCAUGCUGGCAUGGGAGUGGACUCUGGAGAAAGCCAGGGACGGGGAGGCAGAAGUAGAGAAGAAGGCCACCACACGCAAGAUCUCACAAACUGCUCAGGCCACUUAUGACCCCAGCCACGGCUACAGCCCUCAGCCGGUGGACAUCUCAGGAAUGGCCCUCUCCAGAGAAUUGCAGUCAAUGGCGGAGCAGCUGGCUGAGAACUACCACAACACCUGGGGCCGGAAGAAGAAGAUGGAGCUCCAAGCUAAAGGUGGUGGUACCCACCCGUUGCUCGUGCCCUAUGACACCCUGACGGCCAAGGAGAAGGCCAGGGACAGAGAGAAGGCCCAGGACCUGCUUAAGUUCCUUCAGCUCAAUGGAUAUGCCGUGACAAGGGGUCUAAAGGACAUGGAGCAGGACAUUUCCUCCAUCGAGAAGCGUUUUGCCUAUGGCUUCCUCCAGAAGCUUCUCAAAUGGAUGGACAUUGCGCAGGAAUUUAUCGCCCAUCUGGAGGCUGUGGUCAGCAGUGGCAGAGUGGAGAAAUCACCGCAUGAACAGGAGAUCAAAUUCUUUGCCAAGAUUCUCUUGCCACUGAUAAAUCAGUACUUCAAGAACCAUUGCCUCUAUUUCCUCUCUACUCCUGCUAAAGUCUUGGGUAGUGGAGGGCACUCCUCCAACAAGGAGAAGGAGAUGAUUGCAAGUAUCUUCUGUAAGUUGGCUGCUUUGGUGAGACACAGAGUAUCUCUUUUUGGAACGGAUGCAGGUGCAGUGGUCAACUGUCUGCACAUCCUGUCGCGAUCACUGGAUGCAAGGACUGUGAUGAAAUCAGGCCCUGAGAUUGUGAAGGCCGGCCUGCGCCAGUUCUUUGAGAGCGCUGCAGACGACAUUGAGAAGAUGGUUGAGAAUCUGAAACUGGGCAAAGUGUCCAGUCGCAACCAGGUGAAAGGUGUGUCACAGAACAUCAACUACACCACCGUUGCCCUGCUGCCGGUCCUCACCUCGCUGUUUGACCACAUCGCCCAGCACCAGUUUGGAGAUGACGUCAUUUUGGAUGACCUGCAGAUUUCCUGCUACCGUAUAAUGUGCAGUAUCUACUCUUUGGGCACUGUCAAGACCCCACAUGCGGAGAAACAGCGACCAGCUCUGGGCGAGUGUUUAGCCCAUUUAGCUGCUGCGAUGCCGGUGGCGUUCCUCGAGCCAACACUCAACGAGUUCAAUACAUUUUCUGUUUACACCACCAAGACGCCCAGAGAGAGAUCUAUUCUGGGCCUUCCUAACCAAGUAGAGGAGCUGUGCCCUGACAUCCCAGAACUGGAAAUCCUAAUGAAGGAGAUCAGUGACUUGGCUGAAUCUGGGGCUCGCUACACUGAGAUGCCCCAUGUGAUUGAGAUCACAUUGCCCAUGCUCUGUAACUACCUUCCCCGCUGGUGGGAGAGAGGCCUGGAGAACUUCCCUGAGCAGGAGGGCCAGAUCUGCACGUCCGUCACAUCCGAGCAGCUCAACCAGCUGCUGGGUAGCAUCAUGAAGAUCGUGGUCAACAACCUGGGUAUAGAUGAGGCCUCCUGGAUGAAGAGAUUGGCAGUGUUUGCCCAGCCCAUUGUGAGCAGGGCGAAGCCAGAGAUGCUGAAAUCCCACUUCAUACCUACCAUGGAGAAGCUGAAGAAACGCUCAGGGAAGGUGGUGGCUGAAGAGGAGCAGCUGCGCAUGGAAGGCAAGACGGAGGUGGACAGUGAAGACGGGACCAUCAGAGAUGAAUUUGCGGUGCUGUGUCGUGACCUGUACGCCCUUUACCCGCUGCUCAUCCGCUAUGUGGACAACAACAGGGCGAGGUGGUUGACGUGUCCUGACCCGGAUGCAGAAGAACUCUUUAGGAUGGUUGGAGAGGUCUUCAUUUUUUGGUCCAAAUCUCAUAACUUCAAGAGAGAAGAGCAGAACUUUGUGGUGAUGAACGAGAUCAACAACAUGUCCUUCCUCACCGCUGACAGCAAGAGCAAGAUGAGCAAGGCCGGAGAUGGAGAGUCUGGAGGUUCGGAGCAGGAGCGUACCAAGAAGAAGCGGCGGGGGGAUCGCUACUCUGUGCAGACCUCCCUCAUCGUGGCGGCGCUGAAGAAGAUGCUCCCCAUCGGCCUCAACAUGUGCUCCCCUGCAGACCAGGAGCUCAUCAAUCUUGCCAAGAUCAGAUACUCACUGAAAGACACAGAUGAGGAGGUGAGGGAGUUCUUGCAGAACAAUCUGCAUCUGCAGGGCAAGGUGGAGGACCCUGCGAUGCGCUGGCAGAUGUCUCUAUACAAGGAGAUGUCUGGCAAAGCUGAGGACGCUGAGGACCCUGAAAAGGUGGUGAAAAGGGUGCAAGAAGUGUCUGCUGUCCUUUACCACAUUGAGGUGACGGAGCACCCCUUUAAGUCGAAAAAGAUGGUGUGGCACAAACUGCUGUCCAAGCAGCGUCGCAGGGCGGUGGUGGCCUGUUUCAGGAUGACCCCACUCUACAACAUCCCCAGUCACAGGGCGUCCAACAUGUUCCUGGAUGGAUACAAGCGCAACUGGUUAGAGACUGAAGGUUACUCAUUUGAGGACAAGAUGAUUGAUGAUUUAUCGAAAGCCAUGGAGGAAGAGGAAGAAGAGGAAGAGGAGACGGAAGCAAAGCCCGACCCCCUUCAUCAGCUGAUUCUGCAUUUCAGUCGCACAGCUCUCACAGAAAAGACUAAACUCGAUGUCGACCACCUCUAUAUGUCUUAUGCUGAUAUCAUGGCAAAGAGCUGCCACAUUGGUGAGGAGGACGAAGGGGGAGAGGAGGAGGGGGAGGAGCUGUCCUUUGAGGUGCGACAGACAGAGAUGGAAAAGGAGAUGGAGAAGCAGAGGCUCCUGUACCAGCAGUCCCGUCUGCACACCCGCGGGGCUGCAGAGAUGGUGCUGCAGAUGAUUAGCGCUUGUAAAGGUGAACCUGGAGCCAUGGUUUCCUCCACACUCAAACUGGGAAUCUCCAUCCUCAAUGGAGGCAACAGUGAUGUGCAGCAGAGAAUGCUGGACUAUCUGAAGGAUAAAAAGGAUGUGGGAUUCUUUCUUAGCGUUCAGGCUCUGAUGCAGACCUGCAGUGUUUUGGACCUGAAUGCUUUUGAGAGACAGAACAAGGCCGAGGGGCUUGGGAUGGUUUCAGAGGAGGGCACAAAUAUGAAGCUAGAACGUGAUGAGAAAGUGAUGGCAGACGAUGAAUUUACUUGCGACCUCUUCCGCUUCCUGCAGCUCCUCUGUGAAGGCCACAAUAACGAUUUCCAGAACUACCUGAGAACUCAGACAGGCAGCACCACGACCAUCAACAUCAUCAUCUGCACUGUAGAUUACCUGCUUCGACUACAGGAGUCCAUCAGUGACUUCUACUGGUACUACUCAGGGAAAGACAUCAUCGAUGAGCCUGGCAAGAGGAAUUUCUCCAAAGCCAUGACUGUGGCCAAACAGGUCUUCAACAGCUUGACUGAGUACAUUCAGGGUCCCUGUACUGGUAACCAGCAGUCCCUGGCCCAUAGCAGGCUGUGGGAUGCUGUCGUGGGUUUCCUCCAUGUUUUUGCUCACAUGAUGAUGAAGCUGGCUCAGAUGCACCCUGAUUCCGGACAACGAAAUGGCGAUCAUUUCUGGAGUAGAACACACUCUGAGGACUCCAGUCAAAUUGGGCUGUUGAAGGAGCUGUUGGAUCUGCAGAAAGACAUGGUGGUGAUGCUGCUGUCUCUGCUUGAAGGCAAUGUUGUGAAUGGCACCAUUGCCAGACAAAUGGUGGACAUGCUGGUGGAGUCCUCCAGCAACGUAGAGAUGAUCCUCAAGUUCUUCGACAUGUUCCUGAAACUCAAGGACAUUGUGGCAUCUGAUGCCUUCCGAGACUAUGUGACUGAUCCCCGUGGUCUAAUCUCCAAGAAGGACUUUUCCAAGGCCAUGGACAGCCAGAAGCAGUACUCUCCCUCAGAAAUCCAAUUCCUGCUGUCCUGCUCAGAGGCUGAUGAAAACGAGAUGAUCAACUUUGAGGAGUUUGCUGACCGUUUCCAGGAGCCCGCCAAGGACAUUGGUUUCAACAUUGCUGUUCUGCUGACCAACUUGUCAGAGCACGUUCCCCAUGACACCCGUCUGCAGAACUUCCUUGAGCAGGCCGAGAGUGUGCUCAAUUACUUCCGUCCAUUCCUGGGCCGAAUUGAGAUCAUGGGCGCAAGCAGGAAGAUUGAACGUAUUUACUUUGAGAUCAGUGAGGCAAACCGCAACCAGUGGGAGAUGCCACAAGUCAGAGAGUCCAAACGGCAGUUCAUCUUCGAUGUGGUCAAUGAGGGUGGAGAGAGCGAGAAGAUGGAACUCUUUGUCAAUUUCUGCGAGGACACCAUCUUUGAGAUGAACAUUGCUGCGUCAAUAUCUGAACCAGAGGGUGAGGGUGGAGAAGAGGAAGAUGAUGAUGAGGAAGACGAAGGUGGAGGAGAUGAAAGAGACAAUGGAGAAGAUGAAACUCUAGAAGCUCCAGAGUCUACCUCAGCCUUUGCUGACUUCCUGAAGAGUGUGGUCAACUUCUUCAACAUGUUUACCUUUCGUAACCUCCGACGUCGUUACCGCAAAUUAAGGAAGAUGACGGUGAAGGAGAUGGUGGUUGGACUGGCGACCUUCAUCUAUACUGUCCUGAUGGGUAUCUUGCUCUUCGUCUAUAGUAUAUGUAAGGGUUUCUUCACACUCAUUUGGAAGGCGCUGUUCGGUGGAGGCUUAGUGGAGGGAGCCAAGAAGAUGACCGUGACUGAGAUCCUUGCCAGUAUGCCAGAUCCAACACAGGACGAGGUUCAUGGUGACCUUCCUCCAGAGCCAGGGGCCAGCCAGGUAGGUCAAGACGCAGAUGGAGCAGCAGACCACAUGGAUGCAGGAGGAGGAGAAGAGCAGGAAGAGGAUGGUGAAGAGAGGGAAGGUGGACGGCUGCCUGGUUUUGAUACUCCUGGGGGGCUUGGCGACUUUGGUGAGACAACUCCUGAAGAGCCUCCAACUCCAGAGGGCACACCGCUACUGAAGAGGAAAUUGCUGGCGGCAGCAGUAGGAGAACCGGGAGAGGAAGGAGAGCCUGAACCUGAACCUGAAGAGUCACAUCAAGAGACUGAGAAAGCAGACACAGAGAAUGGAGAAAAGGCAGAGAAGGCAGAGCCUGAACCCGAGGUAAAGGAGGAAGAGCCUGAGCUGACAGAGGAGAAGAAAGUUAAGACCAAGUCUAAGCCGGAGAAGAAACCCGCUCAGGAGGGCUUCGAGCUGUGGAAUGAGUUGGAGAUUCAGAGGAAUAAAUUCAUGAACUACCUGUCUCGUAACUUCUACAACCUGCGUUUCCUGGCGCUGUUCGUUGCCUUUGCUCUCAAUUUCAUCCUGCUCUUCUACAAGGUGUCUGAUAGUCCCCCAGGUGAGGAGGAGUUUGAAGGCUCUGGUUUGUUUGAGGGCUCUGGCCUGUUUGAAGGUUCUGGUGUUGAGGAGGAGGGCUCUGGAAUGGAAGAUGGAGGAGAUGACGAUGACGAUGAAGGUCCUGUAUACUACUUCUUGGAGGAGAGCACUGGCUACAUGGAGCCGGCCAUGGCCUUCCUUGGUAUCUUCCACACAGUCAUCGCCUUCCUCUGCAUCAUCGGCUACAACUGCCUCAAGGUCCCUCUGGUCAUCUUCAAAAGAGAGAAGGAGCUCGCCAGGAAACUGGAGUUCGAUGGUCUGUACGUCACCGAGCAGCCUGAGGAUGAUGACAUCAAGGGCCAAUGGGACAGACUGGUGCUCAACACACCCACGUUCCCCAACAACUACUGGGACAAAUUUGUUAAGAGAAAGGUAUUGGACAAAUAUGGCGACAUCUAUGGCAGAGAGAGGAUCGCAGAGUUGCUCGGUAUGGACUUGGCUUCUCUAGAUGUCAGUGCCAUGACCCAUGAAAAGAAACCUGAGCCUGACAGCUCCAUGUUCAGCUGGGUUACAUCCAUUGACAUCAAGUACCAGAUUUGGAAGUUUGGCGUUGUGUUCACUGACAAUACCUUCCUCUACCUGGUGUGGUACCUGUUAAUGUCUCUGCUUGGACACUACAACAACUUCUUCUUUGCUGCUCAUCUUUUGGACAUUGCCAUGGGUGUCAAAACCCUGCGAACCAUUCUGUCCUCUGUCACCCACAAUGGCAAACAGUUGAUGAUGACGGUGGGUUUGCUGGCUGUGGUGGUGUACCUCUACACCGUGGUGGCCUUCAACUUCUUCCGCAAAUUCUACAACAAGAGUGAGGACGAAGACGAGCCGGACAUGAAGUGUGACGACAUGAUGACUUGUUACCUCUUCCACAUGUACGUGGGCGUGCGAGCCGGCGGUGGCAUAGGAGAUGAGAUUGAAGACCCGGCCGGCGACGAGUAUGAGCUUUACCGAGUCGUCUUUGACAUUACCUUCUUCUUCUUUGUCAUUGUCAUCCUGCUGGCUAUCAUCCAGGGUCUGAUCAUUGAUGCCUUUGGUGAGCUGAGAGACCAGCAGGAGCAGGUCAGAGAGGACAUGGAGACAAAGUGCUUCAUCUGUGGAAUAGGAAGUGAUUACUUCGACACGACGCCGCACGGCUUCGAGACACACACCUUAGAAGAGCAUAACUUAGCCAACUACAUGUUCUUCUUGAUGUAUCUCAUAAAUAAAGAUGAAACAGAGCACACAGGACAGGAGUCAUAUGUGUGGAAGAUGUACCAGGAGCGAUGCUGGGACUUCUUCCCUGCUGGAGACUGCUUCAGGAAGCAGUAUGAGGAUCAGCUCGGAUAACAAGCCACUUUGUGACUGUGUUUCUUAAGGAGACAGAGAGAGGAUAAAGGAUGGGAGGGGAAAUUAUUUUAAGACAAAGAAAAAGUUAGAAAAUCAGAGGUAGAAUAUGUCUACAUUGUGACAAUGUCUAAGGGACUCGUGGUCCGCACAUUUCUCUCUCCCGUUGAACCUAUGCACACUUUAACUGCACUAUUGUAACUCCUGCAGCAGAAUAUUGAUGAAACUGCUUUGAGCGAGACCUUACGUGGAAAAAUAAUAUAAGAAACAGAGAGACAUACAAGACAUAGGAGGCUUUGGGCCUUUUUAACCUGCUGUAAAUACACUACAUGGCCUUUUUUUGGUGUAAAUUAUACAUUGCCUUGCAUAUCAAAUUGCGCCUACACACACACACGCCUCUUUGACUCGCUAUUGCUGUACACAUUAGAGUGCCUAUAGCAACUUUCAUGCUUGGAUUCAGGUAGUUUUGGUUUUGUCAUGAUCACUUUUAUUUGAAAUUACAGAGUGAGUGUAUUUUAUUUCUACUGUUAGCGAAGAUGGUGAGUUUCUAUGUGACUCCUGCCUUUUGUCAUUUCAGUCUCAGACUGCUGCUGUUCUACUUGUAGUUAACUCUGUAGGGAGCACUUGAAAGAAAUCGAUUGAGAUUUGGGAUGAGAGCAAUUCAGUCUAUUGCCUCUAAAAUCCCUGAGGGAGCGGACACACACACACACUAGGCCUCCUCUCACUUAUUUUCUCCCUUUUGCAAGAUUUGCAAAUUUACCUUCAAACAAGCAAUCAUUUAUGGAAACUUGUACAGCAGAAAUGUCAGUGUCAUCAACAGAGCACCUGUAUUUACAUACAGUGGUAUGAAUCGGCUGUACAGACAACCCAGUUUGCACUCUGAAGUCUUAUUAAGCGUCCCAGGAUGUAUGUGCUCCCCUAUCUCAACUGGUGUCUCCAUGCCAUAGAAGAUAGUGAUGAUGUACACACACACAUAGGAGGAUGCCAAGGUUAUUUAUUUAUUGUUUGUAUACAGAUCUAAUCCUCUGAACAUGACUGUUUGAGCCCUGCUGCACUGCAGUGGACGACAGUCUCUUUUACAAUACUUUAUGCACAAAUAGGUUUUCGUCAGUGCAUUGAAAUAAGUAAUGAAUGUAUUUAAUGUAUACAUUUUGGCCAAAGUGUCACUUGUAUAACUGAAUAAUGACUAGGCUGCUUAUAGGCCUUUUGAUGAAAAAAAAAAAAAAACAUAUUUUACAUAAAUCAUAGAUACAUAUAUAUUUUUUUCUUUAGGGCUUUGAAGAAUUUAAACAAUCCAUGCUUCUUUGUUGGAAAUGAACAAUUACGUGUCCUGUUUGCAAAAUCCAAUAAGGUCACAGGAAUCGACCUGACUCUGAAGUACAUUCAUGGCCGGAUUGAAGUCAGAAGAGCAGAUUUAGCUUUUUUGUGUUUUUGCUAGUUAGGUUUUUAUGAUAGCUAUUUUUAGGAAAUCUGCAUAUCAAUUAUUUUUCUCAAUCAGGAAAGUGAUGCGUGAUUUGUUGAUCUCAGACAGUUAUAUCUCACUUUGACAUUUUUAAGGUGAUCCUUUGUACACAUGCAAACUCGCACUCUCUCUCUCUCUCCAUCUUGAGUUUAAUGCUACUGUUAUUACUCACUAUGUCAGAGUUAGAGUGUAUGGCAGUAUCUGUUUGUUGAAGAGCCUGAUGUGUGCAUUUACUGCCGCGUUCCCAUCAGUAACUCAACCAGUGAACAGUAUGGAGGGGAAUGGAGAUCACUACUUUACACCUGACUGAGAGUCCUCUGACUA
This is a messenger RNA of Myripristis murdjan (pinecone soldierfish), 17101 nucleotides long. It is a transcript of the gene ryr1b, whose product is annotated as ryanodine receptor 1b (skeletal). Gene Ontology annotation, cellular component: sarcolemma; calcium channel complex; smooth endoplasmic reticulum. The transcript has 109 exons. Gene Ontology annotation, molecular function: ryanodine-sensitive calcium-release channel activity; protein binding. The coding region runs from base 1 to 15318 and encodes 5105 amino acids. The record is from RefSeq and is a predicted model, not a curated record. NCBI's taxonomy places the organism in Eukaryota, Metazoa, Chordata, Actinopteri, Holocentriformes, Holocentridae. Gene Ontology annotation, biological process: striated muscle contraction; intracellular calcium ion homeostasis; release of sequestered calcium ion into cytosol by sarcoplasmic reticulum.